Raphanus sativus (radish) is the source of this 1243-nucleotide messenger RNA. RefSeq lists its product as uncharacterized. NCBI's taxonomy places the organism in Eukaryota, Viridiplantae, Streptophyta, Magnoliopsida, Brassicales, Brassicaceae. The transcript has 5 exons. The record is from RefSeq and is a predicted model, not a curated record. Bases 71 to 1081 code for a protein of 336 amino acids.
AAGUUAAAAAAAAAAAUUGAAGUAGGAAACAAUCAUAGGUGGGGGAGAGUAGUGGGAGAAGGGAAAAACAAUGGAGAAGAAGACGAAAGUGGUGAUUGUGGGAGGUACGGGCUACUUGGGUCAGCAUCUUCUUCAAGCUUUCCCCGGAGAUCGUUACGACGUCGCUUUCACUCAUCACUCUUGUCCCCUUCCGCCCCUCUUGCUCGACGCUUUCCCACAUUUCCCAUCCUUUCAUGUCGAUCUCAAAACCGGUCUUGGUUUCAAUUCCAUCUCCCACCACUUCGGCCAGCCCGACGUGGUUGUGAAUUGUGCAGCUCUCUCUGUUCCUCGAGUUUGUGAGCAAGAUCCAGAUUCCGCUACCUCCAUCAACGUCCCUUCUUCCCUUGUUAACUGGUUGUCAUCAUCUUUUCAGACAAAAGACAAAACCUUGUUGAUUCAUCUCUCUACAGAUCAAGUUUAUGAAGGUGUCAAGUCUUUCUACAAGGAAGAAGACGAGACUCUUGCUGUAAACGUUUACGGGAAAUCAAAAGUUGCAGCAGAGCUUCUCAUCAGAGAUAAAUGUCAUAACUUUGCUAUAUUGAGGAGUAGUAUCAUCUUUGGUCCUCACACUCUAUCACCACUCCCUAAGAAUCUCCCUGUUCAGUGGAUGGAUAGUGUCUUACAGAAGGGAGACACAGUAGAUUUCUUCCAUGAUGAGUAUCGCUGUCCCAUUUACGUUAAGGAUCUCGUGAGCAUCAUCUUGAUGUUGAUUGACAGAUGGGUUCUCUCAGGUAGAUUCUUUCUCUCAGGUAGAUGCCUUCUUUCAGAUGAUAAACAGAUGCGGCUAGUUUUGAAUGCUGGUGGACCGGACAGACUCUCUCGUGUUCAAAUGGCAGAAGUGGUUGCGCAAGUCAGAGGACAUGAUCUUUCCUUGAUUAAACAUGUUUCUGCUUCAUCGGUUGAUCGAGGAGUGGUGUCACCAGCAGAUAUAUCAAUGGACAUAACCAAACUGAUUCAGACACUUGACAUCUCCCCAACUUCUUUUAAAGAUGGUGUUAGGUUAACGCUUCAGUCUGAAUCUCGUUCCCAUAUCCUCUCGUAACAUUGUUCCUUCUGUCUUCCUUACCUACUACUGCUUCUUUCUACUAGGUAAAUUUUGGUUAUGAUAAAACCAAAUUUAAUAUGAAUAUGGAUUGAUUGAAACGGUUCUGGUUUUAUUGUUUACUUUUGUUUUAUUGUUUUGCAACUAAGUUCUCGUUCCAUC